Messenger RNA from Strigops habroptila (Kakapo), 411 nucleotides. RefSeq names its product Fanconi anemia core complex-associated protein 24-like. Gene Ontology annotation, cellular component: Fanconi anaemia nuclear complex. NCBI's taxonomy places the organism in Eukaryota, Metazoa, Chordata, Aves, Psittaciformes, Psittacidae. The record is from RefSeq and is a predicted model, not a curated record. Gene Ontology annotation, molecular function: chromatin binding. Gene Ontology annotation, biological process: interstrand cross-link repair.
AUGCAUGCAGCAAGUGGGGCCACUAGUCUUGGGGGAAUUGUAAUUAUAGAGAAAACCCAAAUAAGUUGUCAGUACUUCUUAGCAGUACAAAAGCUUGUUGUGCUAGAACUUGGAAUGGUGUUGCUUCCUGUGGCAAAUCAUGGAGAAGCUUCUCAACUUAUGAUUCAGCUUGUCCGUGAACAAAGCAAGGAUCACAAGAGUAACCCCUUUCUCUGUAAACAGUGUUCUCGGCUGGCAGAGCCGUCGGUGGUUUAUGUGCAACAAAUUCAAGGAGUUGGGAAAACAAAAGCUCUGCUUUUACUGCAACAGUUUGGAAGCAUCCACCGGCUUUGCAAUGUAUCUGUCAAAGAGCUUGAGCUAGUAGUUGGACAAACAGCAGCACAACAAAUAUACACUUUUUUAUGUUCCUGA